AUGAACGAGCUGGUGGCCAAACAACAGGUCACUGGGAAGGCCAUCCUUCAACUAUACACCAACAUGAAGAAAGAUUCAACCUCAAGAAAGUCAACUGAAUACUUUAAACGCCGCACUGAGGCGUUGAACGAACAUUGGGCCAAUGCGGAACAAACUCAUGCCGAGAUAAUUAAAAUCAAAGAAUUAUCUCAUGAAUAUUGGACAUUAGAAUAUUAUAAACAAAUCGAAAAAUCGUAUCAGGACUGUUAUAAGUACAUUCAGGACUCAACAACAUGUAUUAACGAAUCCAGCGAAGACGAAGAUACACGAGUAAAAUACCAGAUGCAACGCAUACAGGAUCUUCAGCAAAUAAUGAACAGAAUUGACGACGCAUUAGCCCAUGACCAGACUAUAGAUAGGUACGAAAUUCUGUCUGAAAAAUUAAUUAAUCAAUGGCAAGACUCAACAACAUGUAUUAACGAAUCCAGCGAAGACGAAGAUACACGAGUAAAAUACCAGAUGCAACGCAUACAGGAUCUUCAGCAAAUAAUGAACAGAAUUGACGACGCAUUAGCCCAUGACCAGACUAUAGAUAGGUACGAAAUUCUGUCUGAAAAAUUAAUUAAUCAAUGGCAAAUGACUGAAAAAGAAAGGGACGAAAUGCUCCUAGAGGAGGAGAUCCUUCUCCAAGAGGAGAAAGAGAAGGAAUAUUCCACACAUCAGGCCAUCAUUCAGCUAACCACGAUAAAAGUAAGUCGUAGGCUCGCCAUCAACAUCAGGGUAGCCUACAGGACAGUGGCAACAGAUGCAGUGCUGGUGUUGGCGGGUCUGCCCCCAAUGGACCACUACGUCACGCAAGCAUUAACGGGACACGGGUCCUUCUCCACUUACCUGUUUAAAAUCAAGAAAAGAGGCAACACACCCUCUUCGGCUGUCAUAGGUUUGAGAAGCACAGAAAGAGAGCGGCAGGCAGGGGCCCGAGUUAUACCGACUAAGCGUGCUCUUGACAGUAGUCAGACGUGCAGAGGGCCAGCCACCCGAAGCCGGCAAAGGCUCAAAUCCAAAUUCAAACCGGCUACGAGUCAAGAAAGGGUAACUCACGGAGGGGGGGAUGACCAAGAUCUCGGUCGCCCAUUCGGAACCCCUGAGGAGGUCAAUCAUGACGGACUGGCACCGCAAAUGGACACGAUUGAACUCGAAGUUCCCUUUACAGAAAGAUCGUGCAGAAUGUGUCUCCAAUCUGCAAAAGGGAACUUCCUGCACAUGAGAAUAAAUGACGCUCUAAGCCAUGCAAAGAAGUACCACGCAAGCAGUCGCGUGGUAUUCAGGUGCACCGGUUGUAUGAAGCUCUAUCAGACAAAGUAUGGCGCUCAUGUGCAUCAGGCGAAGUGCGCAGGCCCGGCCUAA
Messenger RNA from Brassicogethes aeneus, 1386 nucleotides. The record is from the annotation of a GenBank genome assembly. Lineage: Eukaryota; Metazoa; Arthropoda; Insecta; Coleoptera; Nitidulidae.